CCUGUACUCUGAGAGUGCUUCGAGGUCGAGGGAACGUCUUUAACUGCUUAUCGUUAUCGCAGGCCGUUCUUAGCAGGGAGCCCCUCUCCGUCUCACUCUCAUUCCUCACUUCCAAUUUGUAUCUACCUCUCCUUUUACCUGCUGCUCCGGCCGCUGCCUCCUUCGUUUUUAAUUCCGAACCACCGUCCCACGUUUCUCUGUUAGCCACCGCCGCCAACAAUAUCGCUAUCGACGAGCUGAAGCUUUAUUAGGUUUUUAUUCUUUAGUUCUUUUCAGGGAGAUGCAGAGAUGAGUUAUUGGUCACCAGCAUCUGUUUUUAGUAAUCACCCCAUUCCGUUGUCUCCUGCAAGCACCAUAUCUUAUGUUACCAUCAUAAGUGGCACUGGUUUUAUGUGUAGUCGAAGCCAAGGAAGGUGCUAUCUCUCUGUUUCUGAUAACCAUUGUAAAAUCAGGAGACUCGGGAUUUCUGGGGUACUUAAAUCUAGACAAGGAUUGACAGAUUUUCAGGCGCAACAAGGAACUUGGGAAGAACCUGAUGAUGGUAGCGGCAGUGAGUAUGAUGAAGAAGAAGAUGAGCAAACAGAAGACGAGAACUAUGGCUUUGAAAGUGAUUGGGAAGAGGAAGAGAUAACGUCGUCAGCUGUUAAUGGUGUUAGUUCAGUGGACAACUGUGAGGAGGAUUUUAAAAAAGAGGUUGAACAGCUUUUAGAGCCUGAAGAAAGAGCAGUCUUGCAACAGAAUGUGACUCCAAACUUGGAAAAAAUUUCAACAGAAAAAUGGAGCCCAAUGCACACUCUAGCGCUAUCAACACAGAUAAAAUGUAUGGAUCAACUGCUUGAGAAUGGUGUUGGUAUUGAUCUUAAGAAUAAGGAAGGUCUCACUGCACUUCAUAUAGCUAUCAUAGGAAAGAAAGAAGCUGUAAUAAGCCAUCUUUUACGGAAAGGUGCAAGUCCUCAUGUCAAGGACAAGGAUGGUGCUACCCCUCUUCAUUAUGCAGUUCAAGUUGGUGCCAAGCAAACUGUAAAGUUAUUGAUCAAAUAUAAGGUUGACGUCAACGUUGCAGAUAAUGAAGGUUGGACUCCGUUGCACGUUGCUAUCCAAAGCAGAAAUAGAGAUAUUGCAAAAAUUUUGUUAGUCAAUGGUGCGGAUAAGACACGGAGAAACAAGGAUGGGAAAACAGCAUUGGAUCUAAGUUUAUGUUACGGGAAGGACUUCAAGUCUUAUGACCUUGGCAAAUUAUUGAAGGUAGUUCCAGCUGACACUGAUUUUUGAUCCGCAAGGAGAUUCAACCAAAGCAAAGAUUGAAGGUUCCGACGCAUAAUACAUCUGCUGCUAGUUAGUACUGUAAUAAUCUCUUUGUUCCUCCAUUUUUGGAGAUGAUUGUCCGAUAUUGACCAUGAAAGUUUUGAUGGGGCAGUCCAUUGUCUUAUAAAUUAGAGGUUGGUUGGUAAUUUUAAGGA
Messenger RNA from Neltuma alba, 1460 nucleotides. Its product is annotated as ankyrin repeat domain-containing protein EMB506, chloroplastic. The transcript is spliced from 8 exons. Bases 289 to 1272 code for a protein of 327 amino acids. Gene Ontology annotation, molecular function: protein binding. NCBI's taxonomy places the organism in Eukaryota, Viridiplantae, Streptophyta, Magnoliopsida, Fabales, Fabaceae. The record is from RefSeq and is a predicted model, not a curated record.